UGAAGGAGCAGCAAGAAGACUCCUGCUUACCUGUCAUCUGUGAUCCCUGUUAAACUCAUGAGUGUUUAUCUUAAAUUAUCUGUCUUUUAGAAGGCCUCCUGUUCAGAGAGGUGAUAUUAUUUUGUGCUAUUUGUUCUACAAGUAUGGACAGCCAGGGAAGGAAAGUGGUGGUCUGUGACAAUGGGACAGGGUUUGUCAAGUGUGGCUUUGCUGGAUCCAACUUCCCGGAGCACAUCUUCCCUGCCAUGGUGGGUCGACCAAUCAUACGAUCAACCACCAAAGUGGGCAACAUUGAAAUAAAGGACUUGAUGAUGGGGGAUGAAGCCAGCAAGUGUCGCUCCUUGCUGGAGGUGUCCUACCCCAUGGAGAAUGGCAUGGUGCGGUGUUGGGAGGACAUGCUCCACCUGUGGGACUACACCUUUGGCCCAGACCGCCUGGACAUCAACCCAUCAGAAUGCAAGAUCCUUCUGACUGAGCCGCCCAUGAACCCCACCAAGAACCGUGAGAAAAUUACUGAGGUCAUGUUUGAGAAGUAUAAUUUCCAUGGCAUCUAUGUGGCGAUUCAGGCCGUCCUCACUCUGUACGCUCAGGGUUUGCUUACGGGUGUAGUUAUUGACUCAGGAGAUGGCGUCACCCACAUCUGUCCAGUGUACGAGGGCUUUUCCCUUCCUCACCUCACACGCAGGCUGGAUAUUGCAGGACGUGACAUCACACGCUACCUCAUUAAGCUCCUGCUGCUCCGUGGAUAUGCCUUCAACCAUUCGGCUGACUUUGAGACUGUGCGGAUGUUGAAGGAGAAGCUCUGUUAUGUAGGGUACAACAUCGAGCAAGAGCAGCGUCUGGCCACAGAGACAACCUUCCUGGUGGAGUCCUACACACUCCCCGACGGUCGGCAGGUGAAUGUAGGCGGUGAACGAUUCGGGGCCCCUGAAGCUCUUUUCCAGCCUCAUCUCAUCAACGUGGAGGGAGCAGGGGUUGCUGAGCUGCUCUUCAACACCAUCCAGGCUGCAGAUAUUGACCUCAGGGCCGACUUCUACAAGCACAUUGUUCUGUCAGGGGGGACCACAAUGUACCCAGGCCUUCCAUCCAGACUAGAAAGAGAGAUCAAGCAGCUCUACCUGGAGAGGGUGCUUGAUGGAGACACUGAAAAACUAUCUAAGUUCAAGAUCCGAAUCGAGGACCCUCCCAGACGUAAACACAUGGUGUUCCUGGGCGGCGCUGUGCUGGCUAACAUCAUGAAAGACAAGGAUUCCUUCUGGCUGAGCAGAAAGGAGUACCAGGAGAAAGGUCUGGGAGUGCUGCAGAAGCUUGGAAGUGGAGUCAGAUGAAACAAGAAGAAAGUAAAACCAAAAAUUGGGAAAAAAAAAACUCUUUCAUCCACUCUCUCUGCCUUGCUUCCUGUAAAAGCCUGUACUUGCAUUAUUACCUCUUAAUUAAAUCUGAUUGUGAUGAAACAAUUUAUUAUUUGGUUAAUAAAAACCCUACAACUUAUUGGGUAAUUCAUUUUUAUCCAAUAAAUAAAUAAAUAAUAAAGUUAAAAAAUUAAGAAAAUAAAAAAAUCUUAUCAGGUCGUUUUUUACACUGCGUUACACUGACUGGUUGUUUGUCUUUGGAAAGCUAGAUUAAUGGGCAUUUUACCCUAUUGUGUGACUUUUUACAGGUUAAUGAAAUAUUGUUUCUCUUAGAAAUAUCAAGCAAAUUCAUACUGAAAGCUGAUUUCCACCAAAUCAAUAAGUAAUUUAUUCUGCAUUUUCUUUUUGAGCAGAAUGAACAGCAGAAUCUUGAAUAGCCAGACAAUAAAAAGUCUUUCUGAAAUGCAGUUUA
This is a messenger RNA of Melanotaenia boesemani (Boeseman's rainbowfish), 1824 nucleotides long. RefSeq lists its product as uncharacterized. Lineage: Eukaryota; Metazoa; Chordata; Actinopteri; Atheriniformes; Melanotaeniidae. The record is from RefSeq and is a predicted model, not a curated record. Gene Ontology annotation, cellular component: actin cortical patch; Arp2/3 protein complex. Bases 144 to 1328 code for a protein of 394 amino acids. Gene Ontology annotation, molecular function: actin filament binding. The transcript has 9 exons. Gene Ontology annotation, biological process: Arp2/3 complex-mediated actin nucleation.